AUGCCAAUAUCCCUAAAUAGUGUCAGUCAAGAAGAUCUUAAAGAAUUAGAAAAAGGAGAAAUAGAACCAGUUUUAUAUAAAGGAAGUCAAAUAGAAUUUAUAUAUAAUAAAUUAAAGCUGGGUGAAGGAAAGUUAUAUAUAUUAGAAAAAAGAUUAAUAUGGUUAAAUGAAAAUGAAUCAAAAAAAAAAGUAACAAAUUUUAAAGAAUUGGCAACUAAUAAUAUAUACAUGAAUCAUUAUGAAAAAAAUAGGGAAUUUUAUUUGCAUCUUUUAAAUGAUGUUAACAGUAUUAGUAUAGACUCGUCAAACAUCGCUUUACAUGCAAUAUCUUCAGAUAAAAAGAUAUGCAAUGAUUCAUGUGUGUAUAUACAGUUAAAUACAUUUAUAUCUGAUUAUUUUGAAAAUGAAAAAGUUAAAAAUAACAAAGAUAUAGAAGGUUGUGUAAAGGGUGAUAACAUAAGUGGUGAUGAAGAAGCUAAUUCAGAUGAUGAUACACCUUAUGAUGAAACAAUAACACCUGAAAUAUUACUAAUAUGUAAAAAUGAACCAGAAAAUGAUGCUAUUUUUCGUCACUUAAGUAAUAUGGAUAAUUGCUUAAAUGAUGAUGACAGUGACGAAUAUGAUUAUGAAGAAGAAAAUAAUUCAUUAAAUGAAGAUGAAGAUGAAGGAGAUGAAAUACAGCAAUAA
This is a messenger RNA of Plasmodium relictum, 687 nucleotides long. RefSeq names its product conserved Plasmodium protein, unknown function. Bases 1 to 687 code for a protein of 228 amino acids. Gene Ontology annotation, cellular component: cytosol; spliceosomal complex. The transcript has a single exon. Gene Ontology annotation, biological process: mRNA cis splicing, via spliceosome. The record is from RefSeq and is a predicted model, not a curated record. NCBI's taxonomy places the organism in Eukaryota, Apicomplexa, Aconoidasida, Haemosporida, Plasmodiidae.